This is a messenger RNA of Fulvia fulva, 771 nucleotides long. RefSeq lists its product as uncharacterized. The transcript has a single exon. The record is from RefSeq and is a predicted model, not a curated record. NCBI's taxonomy places the organism in Eukaryota, Fungi, Ascomycota, Dothideomycetes, Mycosphaerellales, Mycosphaerellaceae. The coding region runs from base 1 to 771 and encodes 256 amino acids.
AUGGAAGAUCUCCCGACAGCUUUCCAGCGCUUGAGACUCGAGGCGACUACGAAGAAGUUCCCCUUCCUGAAGUUGCCGGCCGAGCUUCGUUACAACAUCUACGACGAAGCACUGGUCCACGAUCGAGCCCCAGGUCGUACGGUCAACCUCGCUCUCCUUCAAGUCUCGAAGCAGGUCAACAAUGAGGCCAAGGGCAUCUUCCAGAGCCAUAGCGCACUACGUCUCACCUAUCACGCGGAUUACAAGCCCAAGCAGAUGGAGAAAUGUCUCCAGCAUCCUAUCAUCGAGACGAUCGACGACGAAAUUACAUGCCGCGAGCUCCAAAAAGUUGCGGUCCUGCAGAUCAAUGUCGGCCUGCAGUCAAAAGGCCCCUGGCCCUCGGAACACCUCCCAAGCAUUACGGCUACGCUCUUAGACGCGUUCAGGGAGGGAGACGAGACUGAGAAGAGACAUGUUCAGAUCAACGCCUUCGACGCUGAGGAGCACAGUGACGAAGGAUUAGAAGAACUGCUGUUGUCGGAGUGCCGUCUCCGGUGGGAAGAGGAUAAGGAGUUUGGCGAUGUCGAGGAACAUGAAUUCAUCCUUGACACUGUUCCACAUCAGCUACCACCGGCUUGGACUGUUAAUGUAAGACGUAUGCCGAUUGUGAAGUCGUGGAUGGAGCUUAGCAAGGAGGGACGGUGUGAGAAGAUGCUACUUUAUGAGGACCACGACCAGGAAGUGGAGGUAGAGGCAGAGGGUACCGGCGAUCAGAGCAUCCGUACGGUAUGA